Onychostoma macrolepis is the source of this 2345-nucleotide messenger RNA. RefSeq names its product tRNA methyltransferase 61B (gene trmt61b). Bases 400 to 1779 code for a protein of 459 amino acids. Gene Ontology annotation, biological process: tRNA methylation. Gene Ontology annotation, cellular component: tRNA (m1A) methyltransferase complex. The record is from RefSeq and is a predicted model, not a curated record. The transcript is spliced from 7 exons. Lineage: Eukaryota; Metazoa; Chordata; Actinopteri; Cypriniformes; Cyprinidae.
ACUGCAUCUGUCAGUGACGUCCUUUUCAUCAUGGCGGCGCCCAGCGAGAAUCAUGCUUGCACUGAUAAAUUGUUUUUCUUCUAACAAAUUGGACUAAAUCAAGCUAAGUUGCCACUUAAACUAGUAUCUAGCCAGUAAAUAAUUAUAUAUCGAAUUACUUAUGACAGGUAGUUUGAAAUAAUUUGUUUGUGUUUAACAAAGGUUAUUGAAUAGAGGUAGUUUUUAGUGUAUUGUAUAAUGCAUGUUUUGUCUGUUUCUACCAAUAUGUCUAUUCUGGUCAGUGUAGAAGCGUUUAAGUAGCUGCUGUGUGUGAUGUUUCUGAUCACUGUGUGGUGAGAACCAAACCAUCAAAGUGUGUCAUCUUCAUCCUUCAAGUUAUUCUCCGUUGAGCUAAAAACCAUGACAGUUUCACUACAUUUGGGUGUCUCAUUCAUGACUCGUAAAUUUACCAAAGCUUGUGUCAUAUGUUUAGAGAGACAUAAUGUGGUUCACAGUAAACAAUUUCUCUUUGCUCUGAGAAACUUUGGGACUGGCCCAGAUGAUUCUGACAGAGAGGACAGUAGCUCAGAUGCUCCUGCAUCCACUUUCCCACAGUUGUCCCGAAGAGCUUCUUUGUUUGGAAGGCGUCGACCUCUGUCCCCACUGGAAAGGGUCAGUCAACUUCUGCCUGAAGACACAUUAAGUCAAGAGGUUUGGGCUCUACGGGACACUAGAAACACUGAGGUGGAACAGGACAGUCAGAGUCUGGGGAAGGAGCGAGAAGAAGCAAUAGAGGCAUCUCAAGGAUCUUUUGCUCCACAUCAUGUUUGUGUUCCUGGGGAAAGGCCACUAUGUUUUGGAGAGACUUUGCUGGCUGAGUUCAGUCGAAAGAGACGUUUAGAAUUUCGGAAGAUGUUCCAGCUAAAGGAGGGACUGAAGCUCCAUAGUAACUGGGGAUUAAUAGCUCAUAAUGACAUGGAGGGGGGACCUGCUGGAAGCGUCAUACGCACUUCAAUGGGAAUCCCGAUUGUCAUUCGUCGACCCGGUCUGGAUGAGUUCACUCUCUUCAUGAAGAGAGGGCCAGCUAUUGCAUACCCUAAAGACGCCAGCGCGAUGUUGACCAUGAUGGAUGUGACUGAAGGAGAUUGUGUUCUGGAAUCAGGCUCUGGAUCUGGUGCCAUGAGCCUCUUCCUGUCCAGGGCAGUGGGUUAUAAAGGAAGUGUUUUGAGCGUGGAGAUAAGAGAGGACCAUCACAGAUGUGCUUUAUUAAACUACCAGCGUUGGCGGUCCUCGUGGAGUCUUCGGCGAGGAGAGGAAUGGCCUGAUAAUGUUCACUUUCACCAUGGAGAUCUCAUAUCUGCCGGACCUCUUCUGGCAGGGCGAGGUUUCAACUCUGUUGCUCUGGAUAUGGUUAAUCCACAUUUGGCUUUACCUGCUGUGGUUCCUCACCUCCAUCCUGGAUCUGUGUGUGCUGUUUAUCAAGCAAAUAUCACACAGGUCAUUGAUCUGAUGGAGGGUCUGCGAUGCUCUGCCCUUCCUCUGGUGUGUGAACGCAUUGUUGAGGUUCAGUACAGGGACUGGCUUGUUGGCCCGUCACUCAAAAAAGAUGGCACAUUUAACAAACGAAAAGCUCCUCAAGAUAAUGAUGAUGACAAAAGUGAGCCAAAUGAAGACACAAAAGGGGAUUUGAAUUGUCAAGAUCCGGUGACGUUUGGAGAUGUCCCAUACAUUGCACGUCCUCAUCCUGAACAGACUGGUCAUACAGCCUUCCUCGUAAAACUACGAAAGAUUUUGAAAUAGAUGUUCCACAUUUAAUGUCUGCAAGAAGAGAACAAAGCUACUUUGUCUUAUAUGCUGUAAUAAUAAACUUGUACAAUAAAAAGACAAUAUUUUAUUGCACGUUUUCCUUUCAUGCUCUUGACUACUUAAGCCAAAAUAUAGAGAAUCUAUAUGCUCCAUUCAUGGACUACAUUUCAUAGGUGUUUAUUUAUAUUUAUAUCAGCCAAAUGUUAUACUUAAGACAGACUUAAUCCUGCCAUGUUUAACAUCUAAAUAUUUCAUUCACACUUACGUCUAAGACAUAAGAGAGUAACAAAGUGCACACCAAAGAAAUAGCAAAGUACUUUGUACAACAAUAAGGAAUAAAUAGUGAUGAGUAUUAUGAUACAGUAAAAUACAUGUACAAACCUUCACAUAGUAUUUUCUGACAUAUUCUUUACAUCUUAUAUUAACAAUGUACAUGGCUAUUACCCUAUUCACACCAAUGCUGCACAUUUCUCAUUAGGUCAGUUUAGAGACACUCUGUUCUGGCCCUCAGACAACUGAAGUGCAUCUGAUAUGUUCAACAGGCAUAUAUGAUCUGUUUG